AAAGGGGUGGGAUAUGAACAAUAGACAAGUGCCGUGAGUCAUUAUAAAGUAUGUGUCAACAUUGCUCAAAAGGCCAGAUUCGCACUAAGUAAAGACAUGUCUCAGACCAGGCUUCCCCUAUUUAUCCACUCAGUUCUUAGCUUGCUGGCAGCUGAUUGUUGUCAACCGUCACCCUCGUACUCAUUCUACUAUGUGAGCGAGCCAAAGAGCUGGGAAGAUGCUAGAAGUUACUGCAGAGAACAGUACUCCGAUCUGGCCAUGCCAGAGAACAUGGAGGAGAUGAGCAGACUUGAUCAGGCCGUCAAGUCCUGGUACCAUGGCGAAGUGUGGAUCGGCCUGAAGGGGGGAGCUCAUGAGCAAUGGUUCUGGUCUGGGAAUGCCACCCUUCAGUACACACACUGGCUACGCGGAGAGCCCUCCGUUGAUGGUCGCUGUGGCGGGACUCGCAGCAUAUUGGGAUGGUAUGAUUACCCCUGCGCAGCUCAAAAGUGGUUCUUGUGCUAUGGUGAAAAAAGCUCUCCCAAGUAUGUGAUGGUCAAGCUGGGUAAGACAUGGAUUGAAGCUCAAAGCUACUGCAGGGAAUUCUACACAGAUCUGGCAAGCAUUGAGAGUCAAGAGGAUGAGGAGCUUAUCUGGGACAUGGAUGAAGGAGACAGCAUUUGGAUUGGCCUCUUCAAGGACUCCUGGGAGUGGGCAGACCAAGGGAGAUCAUCAUUCCGUUACUGGGGGUCGGAGACCGAGAUGGCCGGUGGCAGUGAAGACUGUGCUGCUGUGCGGACUGCAGAAGGGGGACGCUGGUAUAAGCUCAAAUGCAGUGGGGCAUAUCCAUUUGUGUGCGAGGAACCUACAGAAAGGCAGUCUGUAAGAGUGGUAGUGUCUAUCCAAGAAGGUGCCGAUCUGAGUGAUUCUAAUGUGAAGACAGAUGUUCUGGAGCAGAUAAGUGCACAAUUGAAGGAACACGCUGCAAAGAACAAGGAGGAGAAGAUGAAGAGAGGAGCCGAUGAGCUGUGAGGCUUCACUUGCUCUCAACGGCAUAGCCUGAUGAAGAUCUUGGGGGGCCCUAAGCAGAAUGUGAUCUUUUAUUUCUUUCAGUAUAACUCAGGGGUGUCAAACUCAUUUUCACCGAGGGCCACAUCAGCCUAAUGGUUGCCCUCAAAGGGCCAGAUGUAACUUCUAAGAUUUGUAGCACCAGCCACAAAACUUUAGCAUCGGUAAAACUUCUAAAAUCGAGAAGAGCAAAAGGUAUCAGCAUGACAUGUUCUUUUUUAUUAUUGUUAUGUUUUGUAAAAACAAAACACCACUGUCAGUUCCAUACAGUUUGACUUUUCAAUGAGGGUCACUGGUCAGUCAGGAAGAGAUCAUACCAUGGAUUCUUUUUUUUUUUUCAUAUUUCUGAGUUUUUAGAUUCGAGUAUAUUCAACUUCACUGUCAUUGCACGAGUGAAAUACCAGUAACGAAAUGCAGUUUUACAUCUAGCAAGUGAUGCAAACGAGUAGGCUAACUGUCAUGUCAGAAAGUGCAUCCAUAUGAAAUGCGUCACUAGCCUAAACCGUU
This is a messenger RNA of Sardina pilchardus (European sardine), 1554 nucleotides long. Its product is annotated as macrophage mannose receptor 1-like. The transcript has 5 exons. Bases 97 to 1011 code for a protein of 304 amino acids. Lineage: Eukaryota; Metazoa; Chordata; Actinopteri; Clupeiformes; Clupeidae. The record is from RefSeq and is a predicted model, not a curated record.